CACCGUUAAAGGCGACAACAUUACCACGUCUGGAGCUUUCUGGUGCUCUAUUAUUGGCACAAUUGGCACAGAAAGUAUCUCAGGCAUACAAUUUGCAUCCAGACCAGUGGUAUUAUUGGUCAGACUCAAUGAUUGUAUUAUCUUGGAUAAGGGCACCAAGCAAUAAGUGGAAAACUUUUGUGGCUAAUAGAAUUGCUGAAAUACAAGAACUCACGAAUGACAAUUGGAACCAUGUUGAAUCUUCAAGGAAUCCAGCAGACUUAAUUUCUAGAGGUGUAAACGCAAUUGAAUUAAUCAAGGCAGAUAUUUGGUGGAAUGGUCCCACAUAUUUGUCACAAGACGAAGAUAAAUGGCCAGUUUCUAAAGACAUACAGUUAAUAGAUGCGCCAGAAGAAAAGCAAAAGGUGCUGCGCAUUCAGGUCAAUGAAGAAAUUCAAAGUGAAAUACAGAUGAACCAAAAUCGAGAUGGGAUACAUACAUCAGAAUUCUUUGAUAGGUUUUCGUCAUUUACUCGACUUAUUCGAGUAACAGCAUAUAUAAUCAGAUUUUAUAAGAACUGUAGAGCGGGAAUCCAUGAAGGUCAACGAACAUUGAACAACAAGAGGCACAAUAAAAAUAACGGGCAUGAAGUUUUAAAAACCGAGGAAUUGAAACUAGCAAUGACACAGGUACUAAAAAUGGCACAAUCGCACGAAUUUUCGAAGGAGAUUACUGAUUUAAAAAAAGGAGCUAAAAUUUUAAAUAAUCGGCUGAUUCAUUUAAACCCAUUUAUUGAUAAGGAUGGUAUAAUGAGAGUUGGAGGUCGAUUGGAUAACGCGUACAUUCCAUUUAAUCAGAAACAUCCUAUUAUUCUUUCUGGAAAUCAUAGAUUAACGUACUUAAUAAUUAAUUAUGAACACCAACGGUUACUACAUGCAGGAUGUCAAGCAGUGUUGUCAUCGAUAAGACGUACAUAUUGGCCUCUCGCAGGCAGGAAUUUAGUUAAAAAGAUUUUACGCCAAUGUAUGACUUGUUUCCGAGCAAAACCAACUGACUCUAAAUACGUUAUGGGCAAUUUACCGACAGCUAGAGUAUUACCAGCACGUCCCUUUUACAGUUGUGGAGUGGACUAUGCAG
Messenger RNA from Megachile rotundata (alfalfa leafcutting bee), 1116 nucleotides. RefSeq lists its product as uncharacterized. The record is from RefSeq and is a predicted model, not a curated record. Gene Ontology annotation, molecular function: nucleic acid binding. Lineage: Eukaryota; Metazoa; Arthropoda; Insecta; Hymenoptera; Megachilidae. Gene Ontology annotation, biological process: DNA integration.